AAAUAUGCAUGGGAAGCCUCUGGUGCUCUAGGGAAAGAGCAUUGGACAAAUACAUGCUGGAUAAUUCCAUCAUUCUAACUUUUCUGCCUCUCGGCGGCAGAAUUCUGUUGUGUUUACUUUUUCAGAAGAACUCCGAGGGACAUGAAGACCACCUAAUCCAUGAUAAAACUGGUAAUAUUUUUCUGCAUCCUACCACAACCCCAUGGCCAGAAACCAGCUGAGUGGCCGUGGUCUGAACUAAUUGUGGUAGCAUGCAGAAAAAGUGAAAGGAUCUCUUUAAGCACAAAAAGGUUUGUACGCACCCAAGCAUACAGGAUUGUUGGCACAAUUUUACACUAACACAGACUGCAGAAGUGGUUUGCUUAUGGGAAAAAACACCGAAGGGCUUUCUUUUAAGUUUAUAAUAAAUGCUGUAGCCCAAUCUACUACGGUUUAUACCACCACCACUACGACCACUUGAGCCCAGCCACCAGUUAUGCUUACCCCGAAAAUUUUUGAAGUUGGACCAUAUAUAAUCAGGAAAACUGGCCAACAACAGAUAUUAUUUAAUCCAGCAUGGUCUCUUAAACAAGUCAAAUUGUUGAUGCAAAACAAUGUCUCAGAAAUACAACCAGCUUGUUCACCCUUUUUGCAAACCUCUUUUCAGGGUUGGACAACCUGGCUGCGACAGUGGAACCCUCCUAAAAACCGGGUGCAAAGAGACAUAACUGGUGUAGUGGGAACGGGACUGGGAAUCCUAAAUAGUAUUGAUUCAGAAGUAUUAAUGAAUAAAUUGGCCUCCACGACUAAAGAUUUAACCAAAAUACAGCAGCCACUGCAAUCGUCCUUAUCGGCCUUGGGAACACAUCAGUGGUUGCUAUCAAACAUUCUACCAAAUUGGGAAAAGAUAAAUGUAAAUGAUAGCAAAUUGAUAAUUAAUGCACUUAAUGCCACACAAAGCAACGUUUCCUUAGCUCUUAGCUGUAUCCAGGCUCAAUUAUGGAUGCAGUCAGUUGCUGCCUCAAUUAUAAGAGAAGGUGAAGAAGGCACUUUUCCUACUGAAAUUAGGAAAAUAGUCUGGGACAGUGCCACUGACUUUGAAAGAGAUUUCCAAUCCUGGUGGAAUUUAGUGAAUUUUACCUAUGACCCUAACACAAACACAGCCACAGCAUUUGUGUUGACCAUAAGUAAUGCCUCGGUGCAUUUGAUAUUCCCUAUCAUUGCACUAGGAUUAAAUCAUGACGGAGCCACUUUCUAUCCUUCUGAACAUAGAGAAUGGGCCCGUCAAAUUAAUGACAAAUGGCAAACUGUCAAUUUAGAGUCCUGUACUAUCCGAGAACAACUAGGGUUUAUCUGUGAAGGUAAUGCAAUUAUAGCUCAAGAUAUCUGUUUAGACACAGAACAAAAUAUCUGUCAUUUUGACAUUCAUCCUAACGAGACUUCUGAAACAGUCCUUGUACAUACAGGCAAUGGGUGUGCCUGCUUUAGAACCACUUGUGAUACUGUGUUUAUAGAAAGUACAGUAGUAGAUACUAAAAAUCAUUCAAAUUUUUGUGCUUGCAACUUUACUAAAAUUGCAGGAUGUGAUUUUUCUUUUGUAGCUCCAGUUACCUUACAUGAACUUUUAGAAUCCAAUCUCACGUUGAUUCACAAGCUAUUGCCUACUCCCAUUGGGAUGAACCUUACUUUGGUAAAGCAACUAUUACUUCAUCAAGAUCUAAUAGAGAUCCUAGGAAAAAUCAAGGAGAAUGGACAGAAAACUCUGUUUUUCUGUUUUCUCUUUCCUUUCCUUUUUCUCUUCUCUUUUCCCUGGGAUUGCUGCCAACACUUGACGAGUCCUGAAGACUCCACGACGACACCAUGGAACCCUGCUGAUGAAGAUCUUUCGAGGGCAAUCGUCAGUCACGGGGUGGUGUAAGAGCCCGUCUGAAGCCCCUCAUUUUCCAUUCUGCCUUCCGAUUGCCACGAGAAAGAAUCCCUUCCCCCACUGCAGUUCCGGCUUAGAACAGGACACAGCGCAGGUGCAACCACUGAACCGUCACGCUGGCUGUUCCGAACAAGGCCUGGCAAGAACUUGGCAAGGAGUUGGCAAGGACUUGGCAAAGACCUGACAUGGACCCAGCUCGGGACAGCCUGAUGCGCGGCCUGCUUCUAAUCUCUGAUCUUAAGCCACUGAAGGCUGGCAGUGAAAUGUCACUGUAGGAUCUUGCUGCACUUGGCUUUUGGCCCCUUCUUAAGAGCUUUGCCUUCAAGGGCAGGAACAUGUUUCCCUACUGGGAACUGGAAUUCCAGACCCUUGGAGUGUGUGCCAUGCAGGACCAUAGAGACUGAGAUCAUGCGGACUGGGAUAAUAUGGACUGGGAUCAUGGGGACUGGGAUCCUACAGACUGGGGGUGCACAGACUGGGACUAUGUGGAUCAGGACCAUCCAGACUGGGAUCAUACAAACUGGGAUCAUUUGGACCGGGAUGACUGCACUGAACGUUGUGAACGGAGGUGGUCCCACGCUGCCCAGGGCUCCCUCCCAGUCACUCCCAGUCAGUCCCAGUCCCAGUGCUGCUCUGGGGUGCAGCCAAAGCUCCCCAGAGUGAACUCAGAGGUCCCAGAGCAAUCCAGGUACAGGUCCCAGCACCGGUCUUGGAGCAAUCCUGGUCCCGAUGCCGACCUCGGUCUCAGUCUCGGUCCCAGAGCACCCCCAGUGCGGGUCUCAGUGCACCCACUCGAUGCCAUGUUCUCUAGCCCAGGUGUUGGCAAUGCCGCUCUUGAAAUGAGUCCCCUUGUCUGACUCAGUCCUCUCAGGGGUGCCAUGCCUCCCCAGGACUUGCUUUUCCAGGCCCAGGAUGGUGUUGGGGCAGUGCUGUGAGGCACAGGGGAGGUCUCCAAGCAUCCCGUGGUGGCUUCUACCAUGGUGAGCACGUAGCGCUUGCCUUGGCGUGUCUGGGGCAGUGUGACGUGGUCAAUCUGCCAGGCCUCCCCAUACUUGUACUUGGACCCCCGCCCACCAUAGCACAGGGGCUUCACCCGCUUGGCCUCCUUGAUCACAGCACACGUCUCACAGUCAUGGAUAACCUGAGAAAUACUGUCCAUGCUUAGAUCCACCCCUCGGUCUCGUGCCCACUUAUAGGUGGCAUCUCUGCCCUGAUGACCUGAGGCAUCAUGAGCCCAUCGAGCUCAGAACAACUCCCCCUUGUGAUGCCAAUCCAAGUCUAUCUUUGACACCUCUGUGUUUGCAGCCUGAUCUACCUGCUCGUUGUUUAAGUGCUCCUCAUUAGCCCGACUCUUGAGGACAUUGGCAUCUACAUGGCAGACUUCCACAGGCACCUCUCCACCCGAGAGGCAAUGUCUUUCCGCUCAUCAGCAUUCCAGACUGGUUUUCCUCUAAGCUGCCAGUUGGCCUUUUUCCUCCUUUCCAGGCAGCCCCACAGAGCAUUGGCUGCCAUCCAUGAAUUGGUAUAAAGGCAGAGCUUUGGUCACUUCUCUCUCUCAGCAAUGCCCAGGGCCAGCGGAACGGCCUUGAGUUCAGCAAGUUGACUUGAUCCACCUUCUCCUCAGUAGCUUGUGCAGCCUGUCGUGUGGGGCUCCAUACGGCUGCUUUCCACUUCUGGUUUCAUCCCUACGAUGCGACAGGAACCGUCCGUGAAAAGAGCGUAGCGUGUUUCCUCUGCUGGUAGGUGUUUGUAUGGUGGAGUUUCUUCAGUCCAUGCCAAUUGUUCCUGCUCCUCUUCAUCAGCAAGACCAAAUUUUCACCUUCUGGCCAGUUUGUAUUUCCAAAAUCCUAGUUCUGUUUCCAAAUACGGGUGUGCUGUGUGAUGAGGGCAAUCCACUUGCUCUGUGUGGUGUCGGUGGCGUGGCAGGAUGUGGGAACCUUUCCUUGAAACAUCCACCCCAGCACCGGCAGUCGGGGUGCCAGGAGGAGUUGUGCUUCUGUGCCAAUCACCCCCAAGGCAACUUGAACUCCUUCACAGGCGGCCAAGAUUCCCUUCUCUGUGGGAGUGUACUUGGCUUCAGACCCUCUGUAGCUUUGGAUCCAGAAUCCCAGUGGUCGGCCUCGAGUCUCCACAGGCACCUUCUGCCAAAGGCUCCAGGACAAGCCAUUGUUCCUGGCUGCAGAGUAGAGCACAUUCCUCACCUCUGGUCCCGUCCUGACUGGGCCAAGGGCAACUGCAUGAGCGAUCUCCUGCUUGAUCUGGGCAAAGGCUUGUUGCUGUUCAGGGCUCCAGUGGAAAUCGUUCUUUUUGUGGGUGACCAGGUAGAAAGGGCCCUAAAUCUGGUUUUACUCAGGAAUGUGCAUUCUCAAAAAACCGGCUUCCAGCAGAAUCUGGACGAUCCUCUCUCCUUUCUCAAAUACUUCCAUUGCUGUGUUCCCCCACACAAUGAUGCCAUCGAUGUACUGCAGGUGUUCUGGAGCUUCACCCUUUGCCAGUGCAGCCUGGAUCAGUCCAUGGCAGCUGGUGGGGCUGUGCUUCCACCCCUGGGGCAGUCGGUUCCAGACAGUCUGAUAGUCCAGGCAAGGUGUUCAACUGCUUCAUGUCCUCUGCCUCUCCAGCAGCUAUGCCAAAAGCCCACCUGAGUCCUUUUGGGUCUUUGUAGUAGCCAUUCUGGAGGAAGUCUAUGCCCAGAAUACACGGGGCCUCUGGGCCGGUCACAAUGGGAUGUUUCUGCCACUCCUUCCCAGUCAGGCUCACCUCGGCUCCCAACAGGGUCAAUUGCUGUGAUCGAUCCCCCCGUCAGCCCGGCAAUGGAAACAGGUUCUGCCCCCACAUGUCCCCAUGGUAUCAGGGCACACUGCGCACCAGUAUCAGCUAAGGUUUCAUAUUUCUGUGGCUCUGAUGUGCCAGGCCAUCGGAUCCACACUGACCAGAGAUCCGGUUUUCCCGUGCCUCUCCCUGGCUCGAGGCAGGGCCCCUCUAGCCCUGGUUCCCAUUUCUUCCCUGGGCAUACAUACUAGAGGCUCCUUCAUGGGAUCUGACAGAUCAUACCCGGCAGCUCGGUCACGGGAGGCUGAGGCUGCCUUCACCUUAGUGGAAUUCUCUCGAUUAGUGUUUCCCUGCUUGCGUAGACACAGCCAUGCUGCCAGGACAGAAGUGAGUUGAUGAACUUUGGACCUGAUUAGCAUAAAAGACUUGAUAAUCAGAGUGCCUUGGCAAGAGCAAACAGAGCUUUGAAGACUGCAAGAAGACUGAAUCAAGAAAGAAGAUUGAAUCAACUUCUAUGAGCAAAACAUUGCAAAAUGGAUAAGUUUGUUUAUGUGAUGAUUAACCCAAUCAUUGUAGUAAAAAAUUACUAGUCUUCCUAGAAUUGUGUAUAAGCAUGUGUAGCCCAUGUAAAAAACAUGUUCACUCUCCUGUGAAAAUGUAAAAAGUUUAAUAAAGGACAAUGGGAGACAAGGAC
Messenger RNA from Vidua chalybeata, 5369 nucleotides. RefSeq lists its product as uncharacterized. The transcript is spliced from 2 exons. The coding region runs from base 476 to 1897 and encodes 473 amino acids. NCBI's taxonomy places the organism in Eukaryota, Metazoa, Chordata, Aves, Passeriformes, Viduidae. The record is from RefSeq and is a predicted model, not a curated record.